Messenger RNA from Fusarium venenatum, 1182 nucleotides. RefSeq lists its product as uncharacterized. The record is from RefSeq and is a predicted model, not a curated record. NCBI's taxonomy places the organism in Eukaryota, Fungi, Ascomycota, Sordariomycetes, Hypocreales, Nectriaceae.
AUGUCUUCCAACAAACAAUAUACGCUUCAACAAAAGCGCAAGCAUGGUGAUGUGGCUUUGAAAGUCAUAUGUGAACUGGAACAAUACCAGGAUAAAGAGCUGAGUCCCACUAGCAUUCGCUUACAUGAUAAGCUUUUCGAGAUGGCUCACAAGGCCUUGGACUCUGAUGAUACUGACGAGUCCCUUCUGGAAAGUGCCUUUGAGUUCUUCCAGAAGAAGCAGAAGCAGGCCCACAACGCUGAGAAUGAGCGCAAAUCCCUGUCGAAGAAGAUCGAAGUUCUAGAAGCGGAGCUACAAACCCUCAAGGAACAAUAUGGCCAGGUCAAACAGGAAGAGGAGAAACUAAAGGCGGAGAAGGAGGACUUCGACUUCUUGCUCGAGUAUGGACAACAGGAAAAUUUUAUAAAGAAAGAAGAUGAGAAAAUUAUCAAGAAAGAAUAUGAAGAACAAAACAAGAAGACUAAGGAGGAAGCCAUAGAGAAGAAGAAGGCAGAAGCAAAGGCUAAAGGUGUACAGUACACAGGACCAGGCACUUGGGGGGAAGUCAAAGCUGGACAACAAGCGAAGGACGAUGCGCGGUGGGAAUGUAUACACAAGCGUAUGUUUACGAGUACUCACGAGGAAGUGGAGGCUGAGAAGGCUAAAUUUUUCCAAUGGCGAGCUGUUGCUGGCGAUGAAAACAACGCACCUGCGACACCGUUUCUGGACCGCAUACAGCGAAUGUGUGAGGAAGCCGGAGUGGAACGUACAACCGUACUAUUAUGGGUCAGGGAAUAUGGCACAAGGAACAAGAAGUGUCACAGCCAGCCGCCACGGCUUCAACAGUUCUGGAAGACUAUUACAAAGGACGGAAAGGAGGUCAAGGUGAGGCUGGAAAAGGAUGACCCGACAAAGGGCUUUGACUGGCUGAGCUUCGAAGCCGCCGUCAAAUCAUACAUACCCGAUAUUGAAGCAAGACACGCAAAUGGGAAGAUUGAUGAGAGGAGACGGGAUGCAUAUUUGGAGGCCAUCGACGCGUACUGGGCACUAUACUCAGUCGUGGAUGCGAAUGGGAACCCAACUUUGACUGAAUACGCAAGGAAAAAGGCACUGAAGCUAUGGGAAGAUCAGGACAAGAUUCUUGAUCCACCUGAGAACCCAAAGAAGCGGUACAAGGUUGGAAAGUGGAAUGAUAUUGAGUAG